AUGGAGUUAGUUACAGUAGAUAAAACGGCCGAGAUCGUUAACGAGUACCGCAAGUACAAUGCGUCGUCGGCGCGUGAUGACGUUGAGUCAGGACGGGACUCUUCAUCUGGUGACGAAUCAAAUAGCGACGGCGAUGUUGGGCCAUACGCUAACAAGGGCGUGUCCUCCCCUCCAAAACCAAGGGAGAGGCGCGUGAGGCGCUUAGAUGACAUCGGUCCCAAAGCCGGCCAGAAAGAGGACAAGCGUGACAACCGAAAGGGGCAUAAGCGCCGUCAACAAAAGAGAGGCACUACUUCACAUGCUGCGUCUGAAGGCGACGAGGAGGUCGAGGACGGCGGACCCGUCAAAGAAGCUCCGUCAGCAGGCAGGCGUGCAGGACAACGCGGUAGAUGUUAUGACCGUAGCGGGAGGGCUGCGGAGUAUCAUGGCAGUCCAUCUGACCGCCUAGGAAUGUCUGCGCGUGGCGACGAGCAGGAACAUGGUGAGCUUGAAGGGCGUGGUGGUGGAAAGCGCAACAACGCGAAGGUGGCGGCGGCGGCCAAGGGCAGUCCCUCGGGGAGGCUCUCGGAGGACGUGGCUGGUGGCGACGAGCAGGAACAUGGCGAGCUUGAAGGGCGUAGUGGUGGAAAGCGAAACAACGCGAAGGCGGCGGCGGCAAAGGGCAGUCCCUCGGGGAGGCUCUCGAAGGAGGUGGCUGGUGGCGACGAGCAGGAACAUGGCGAGCUUGAAGGGCGUGGUGGUGGAAAGCGCAACAACGAGAAGGUGGCGGCGGCGGCCAAGGGCAGUCCCUCGGGGAGGCUCUCGCUGGAUGUGGCUGGUGGCGACGAGCAGGCGCUGCCCAGGCCCGUUAUAGAAGGGCUAGCAGAGCAGCGAGGUGGUGGCGGUAUCGAUCAGGAUGAGGACAAGCCGGCAGCAGUGACUGCUGGGAAAGAACAUGGACGUGAAGCUGUGAUUUCGUACAAACGACGCAAUGCUGUGGACUCGGCCGGUCGCGACCGAAAUGCAAGACAAGCUCGACAAGGGACGAAACUGUAUGUUUCGAGCUCGUCGGGUUCGGAGGAGGGAUCCAGCGACAGUGAGUCAGGCAGCUCAUCCGGGAAUGAGGAAGUAUACGAGGACGAGGAGGAGGAGGAAGAGGAAGAGGAGGAUGAGGAGUUGGAGCCGGAGAGCGAGGAUGAGGAGGAGGCUUGGCCUUUGAAGAGGAGGGGUGUGCGGAAGACCAAGAAGGGCAAUGGAAAGCGAAAAUCGGAGACAGGACGGGUGAAGAGCUAUAAGCAGAGUGUGCGUCGUGCCAAACCACAUGGCAAGCGCCAGAGACCUCGAUUCGAAGCUAAAAUUGUGGGUGUGCGUAGCAAGGAGAAGCGGGAGUUGGAUUUUUACGAGUCCAUGGGGCUACGAUGUCCAUCAAGCCCUCAUGAUCGGAAAGCCACCGACACGUAUGCUGCGUUACGCGAGCAGAUGGAUUCGUCUGGGAAGGGAGAUCCGAUCGCUUGGGGGUCAGCGCGGUUUGGCAGGGAAGCGACGGACCCGCAUGCAAAGCUUUCGGGGGGUCACGCGGUUCAGGUGAAAAUCGAGGGAGCAACGAAGCGGCACGAACCCUCGGCCGCCGCAGCAGCCAAUGACGGUGUGGGAGGAGGUGUGUGGGCGAAUUCCUUGGGUGAAUGUGGCGGCGGUGUGGAAGGCUCCAUGUGGGAUGUACGGGAUAGCAGGGGAGAAGGAGGAGACUUGAAAAUGGAUCCGGCGACUAAGGAGGGGAGGGGCGAGAGCAUGGGCACACCUGGCGCAUCCAGUCCGCCCAAUGUGGCUGGCGGCAACACGGUGGAGCAGCUCAUGCGGGAGCUUGCCCAGCGGGAUCGCGAAAUUGCGGCACUCAAGGCAAGGCCAGGAGCCAAAGGACCUGUCAAACCCUGCACCCCUCCGUCUAGGCCUCCUCGUAUUGCGUCUCUGUCGAGCGGCCCAUCUGCAGUGGGCCUCGAUCCAGGCGUGGCGCCAGAAAGCCCAUCAACGGUAGACGUACCGGUCCGUCGAACGCGUGGGAUGCCCAAGCCCAAGCUGCUGAAGGUGGAGCCCCUGUUCAUGGCGCUGCUUGUCUG
This is a messenger RNA of Closterium sp. NIES-65, 2093 nucleotides long. The record is from the annotation of a GenBank genome assembly. NCBI's taxonomy places the organism in Eukaryota, Viridiplantae, Streptophyta, Zygnematophyceae, Desmidiales, Closteriaceae.